CAUUUCUACACCUCGCGCUCUCUCUCUAAACCUCCUUCAUCUUCUCUCAACCUCCUUCCGAGCGAGCAGAGCAAUUCUUCGCUCUUUUUCAUCGCGUUUGCUAAAUCGUAAGUUUUCUCUCUGUUUCGUUUGUCGAUCUCGAUCUAGUUGCUCUUCGGUUCUAUUGUAGAAUCUUCAGAGUAGGUUGUUCGUGAAUCGAGAAUCUGUUGCGAUGAUCUAGUUUAGGUGAUCACUGAAAAUGGAGGAGGAAGGAGGAAACGGAGGGUCUCGGAAACGCGUGAGACCAUCUGAUGAAGAGGAGAAAGAAGGAGAGACGGGAGAUGGAAUGAGCCUUGAUGAGAAUGAGACGACGAAACUUGUUGCUUCUGAUGAGAUGGAACUUCGCAUUUCUCAAAUUCUCGACAAGAUUGAGAGCUUCACUCAGACUGUUUCUAAUCUGCUAGAUUCAGGGAAGACAAUGCUCAAGGAACUCAGUAACGAAUUUGAAGAACGCUUGAUCAUGAUACACAAGGAACAUGUUGAGAAAUGGCAGGAGGAGAUCAAGGAGUUGCGUUUGCUUGAUGCAUCAAACGAGGAGACUACUUCCCUCUUGCACAACGCUCGCAUUCUGAUUCAGAAUCCUAACAUUGACGCUUAAGGUAACAGUCUCAAACCCAUAAAGGACGUACUUAUCAGCCAUUACAAAGAACAGAUUAUCUUCUGCCGAGUGGUUUAAGAACAUAUUAUAUUACGUUAGACCAACAAUCUAUGGUUGGUUGGGAAAUUUAGUUUUGCACAAUUUAAAAACUUAUGUGAGUUCUUCAAGUAAACAUAGAACAAUCUUAUCAUGAACCUUCUCAGAUUAAUUACUCCGAGACCAACCCAUUCAAUUUUU
This is a messenger RNA of Brassica napus (rape), 874 nucleotides long. RefSeq lists its product as uncharacterized. The transcript is spliced from 5 exons. NCBI's taxonomy places the organism in Eukaryota, Viridiplantae, Streptophyta, Magnoliopsida, Brassicales, Brassicaceae. Bases 239 to 637 code for a protein of 132 amino acids. The record is from RefSeq and is a predicted model, not a curated record.